CGGUUAUUCGGGGCACUAUCAGUAAGAACAGCGUAGUCUGCCGUUACCGAUGGCGCGAGCAGGCAAGGAGAGUUCUAUGCAGAGAGAGAAUACACAGUCGUCAACGUCGAGUCAAACCAAUCGCGAAAAUGGUCGAGGUCAAGACCCCCCAGCCUUUCAAAAAGGCCCUUUGGUUCUCUGAGGAAGAGUUCGCUCAGCGACGACAGAAGGCCUUGGAGCUCAUGAAACGAGAGAACCUGGAUGGCUUCUUGAUAACCAAGCAAGAAUCCAUGUACUACUUUACCGGCUAUGAUACCACUGGCUUUGUCUUCUUCCAAGCCAUGUACUUCCACAACGACGGGUCCUUGAAAUUGAUCACUCGACUACCGGAUCUCCGCCAGGCUCUCUACACGUCCGUCUUGGAGGAAAAGGACAUCGUGAUCCGGUCGGACGAUGCUUCUGCGAACCCAGUUUCCUUGGUUCCCGAAGUCUUGAAAGAAUACGGCAUCAAUUCUCCUUCCAAGCGCAUCGGCUAUGAACCAGAUUCAGUCAGCUUGCCUCUACGCGUUGGCAAGUUGCUGGAAGAAUCGGUAGAGGGAGUGUGUACCUUGGUCGACCAUAGCUUCCUGUUCUCUAUGGAGCUGCGCCUCGUCAAAUCUGAGGCCGAGUUGCGCAAGAUCCGGAAGGCGGCCUAUCUUGCCGACUUUGCACACGCUCGCGCACUGAAAGUGGCCAAGGCUGGGGCAUACGAAGGUGACGUGUGGCGAGAGCUCGAGGGUACCGUCUACGAAGGCGGUGGUGAUAGUCCCUCUAUGCGAAACGUCCUUGUGGCGGGCAACAAAGCCGUCCUUACACGAUACUCGACCGGCCGAGACAAGAUCGACCGACAGCUGACUCUCGAGCACGCCGCUGUCUACAAGCACUACCACUGCUGCCUAAUGCGGACUACCCACUACGGCGGAGUGACCAAACUGGCACGACGAAUGUUCGAAGCCAACGUCAAGCAGAUGAAAGAGGCUAUGGAAGCACUCAAGCCCGGCCGCGAACUCGGAGACGUGUUCGAAGCGUAUGCUCGUGUAAGCGCUGAAUACGGCUUCGAAGAUGGACGACUCAACGCCUGUGGAUACAGUUUGGGCGCCACGUUCCCGCCCAACUGGAUGGAUUACCCCAUGUUCGCUCGAGGUCAGAAGAUCAUCGCCAAGCCUGGAAUGGUCUUCUUCAUCCACAUGAUCCUGUUGGACAAAGCCACAGACACGGCCACCUCGUUUGGACAGACCGUCGAGGUCACUCAAGACGGGUGCCGCGCCCUUUCCAAGUUGGCCCCAUACAUGACGCGGAAACAGACCCUCGCGGCCUUCAAGAAGAUUCGAAAGGAAGACUACGGCUUCACCUCCGCCGAAGAAGACGAAGGUGAGAACAUUCAAGACGUUGAGUUGUCGGACGGUGAUGUGGAUGCGGACGAUUACGAGAUUGAAUAUGACUUCAGCAACUACCAGCCGGCGGCAAACCCAAAUCUGAAGGCUUAGACCUCUUAAAUAUAGUGAUGGGGCAGCCAUAGUCCCAUGUCGUAGACACUUGAGACUAUAACGAACAAUGGAAUCGACAUUUUUU
This is a messenger RNA of Exophiala viscosa, 1590 nucleotides long. Its product is annotated as peptidase M24, structural domain-containing protein. Bases 129 to 1505 code for a protein of 458 amino acids. NCBI's taxonomy places the organism in Eukaryota, Fungi, Ascomycota, Eurotiomycetes, Chaetothyriales, Herpotrichiellaceae. The record is from RefSeq and is a predicted model, not a curated record. The transcript has 2 exons.